Molecule: messenger RNA, 4559 nt
Organism: Wyeomyia smithii (pitcher-plant mosquito)
Lineage: Eukaryota; Metazoa; Arthropoda; Insecta; Diptera; Culicidae
Exons: 9
Coding region: 1571-3211 (546 amino acids)
Source: RefSeq, a predicted model, not a curated record
GGCUUCAUGAUGAGUCGUUUUGGAACUUUUGGUUGGUCUGCAUGUGCUGUCGUGUUCGGUGGAAUAGUUUAAUUUUGCUUGUUCGCUUAUGAUUGUGCGAAAUUGUUCUAUUGCUUGAUGCAUUAUUUGUUCAUGCCGUUCCUGCUGUCCGCUUCCGGUGGAAAAGAAGAUGAACGGCGCUGCUGCACACUAGAAUUUGUAGCUAUCGCUUCCGGUCUUUGUUUUCAUUUUCACGGGUGUUCGCGCAGGGGGAAAAAGUGCUUCGUUCAGGAUACAUAAUUGUUAAAACUCCUUCGCAUAAAAGUGAUUCUAUAAUUCGCGUGGCAGAAAAAAAUUGAAAAUUGGGAGUGUAUUCAAUUAGAAAGGAAGCACCCAUAUUUUCCAGUUACAAAGAGCUAGUGAGUGCGAAUGAAUGAAGCAAAAAUAAUGUUCAUUUAGAGCAAGCUCUAUGCGAGAAAUUCAUAGAUUAUCAAUUGUGGAGGAAGGAACGAAUAAGUGCAAUUUAUGCUAUGCUCAAUCGGCGCUGCUAUCAAAACGACAGAAAGGAAACAGCCUAACCUUUGCGAGUGAAAAAUGUUGACGGCGAAUUAAAUAAACAACGUGAGCCUGUCGUCACAUACCAAGUGAAAUAUGUGUUAGCUGCGAAUGGUAGAGAGUGUUUGGAGUACUGGAUAUGUGUCAUGCAUAACCUACCACGUACAGCGCAAGCAAAUCCUAUUCAAGUAAAUUUCACGCAAUGCAAAAAAAACAACAUGCGAGACAGUAAGUCUAAUCUAAACAAACUCUGACGAACUCGUAUGCAGGUUGUGUUGCCUGUUCGAAAGGUAGCAAACCAAGGCAGAGCGACUUCGUGUCCGUCCAGAGCUCGCUGAACAUGCUGAAUAAGUGUUUGUGUUAACGUUAGUAUCAGCGUUAGUAGCCGCAACAACAUUUGUACAGAUGUUGGCAGAUGUGACAUCUAGUAAAUGUACAACGCAUAUUUACACGGUAUUUUCCACUAAGUCUUCGAGAGCUGCGAUGAAAAGCCAGUAAAACACAUUUUACGAGUAUUGAUAUGCUGGUAAUGUUGCCAGUUUCCAGUUUGGGAAGAAAGUAUAGUGUGAAGUGUUUAUUUGGUCUCUUGUGUUGAAAUCAUGAUUUAGCGAAGUUUUUUCGUUAAUAAAUGUCAGACAAAAGAAGUUAAUCUAAGCAGCGAAGCAGAUUCGUAAUUUUGAAAAGCAAAUGAUAGAAAAAAGUGAAAUAUUUAAUAAGUGUUUUCAAAGUGAUUUGAAGUGCAGACAUAAACAAACUUAUCGUGAACAUAGUUAAUAAACAGCGAAAAGCGAAGAACCUAUUGACAAUAGGGUGCGUCCAUCCCGCAGCCAAUGCUCGUUCAAUAGCGUACUACAGAAAUAUAGGCGGAAUAUUUUUUUCUUCAAAACACUGCUAGCUUUAUGUUAAUAUGGCACAUUCUAUCUUGUCUCUUGAAAUAAGCGAAAUCUAAUUUCCUACCCGUUCCGAGUUUAGCGUAUCGGUUAUUAUGCUUGAGGAAGCUGUGCCAAAGUAAGCAUAAUAAGGAAACAGCAGAAAAAUGUUGGGAGCACUUAGGCGCCGAUGGAGGACUACUCGAAGAUCUGUAUCGGCCGACCAGCAGUACGAGCCGGAUAGAGAAGGGUCCAAUGAGAUCAUUCCUCCUUCACGUUACAUAGAGUUCCUGAAAACCGAACGAAAUGCGAUUGUGGGAAAUACCAUAUCGCCUCCUCGAUACAUUGAAGUACGCCAGGGACGAAUCGUCCUAGAAUCGCAAAGGAUUAUCGACUUUAAUAACAAGACUGAUGGCGAUGAUCACUCCUUUGUCCAUAAUGCCAAAGAGAAGCUAGAUAUAGAAUCGCCUACAACGCUGGAACUGCCGGACGAUUACGAGCGACCACUGAUAAUACAAAGUGAACCACAGUCUCCGGUAUACGAGCGCGGGAAACCAGGCAGUUUGUACAUCAAUUCAUCUAACCGUUCGGAGUCAUGUAAAAAUACAGAUCAACUGGAAUCCAGAAUAGCUGAAUUAGAAGAUGCCUUAUUACGAUUGCAAGAUAGAGUAAACCAAAGCCAAUGUAACUCACCCACACUGGAAAAGGAAAUUAAGGAGCAUUUGGAAAUAAUGAAUAAAGUAAUUAAGACAAAGGACAAACAAUCGUUGCAAGCUUGUCGGGAGCACAAAACACUACAGGCUCGUUUCCAACGCCAGGAAAAUAGUCUGCUAAUUCUUCAAAGUGAGAAUAAGUCACUACACCAAAGAGUUAAACAGUACGAAGCCUGUUUAGAUGACAUAAUGCGGAAGGUGGUUGAUGCUUUAGUGGCAGAGGACAGUCUGAGAGAUGAAGUUUCUAUUCUUAAAAACCGAGUGCGGGAUCUGGAGGCACAGAAUGCUGCUCUAACUGGAAGUCCAGCGAAAAGUCGCGAUGAAGGUUACUGUACAAUGAGUUCCGGCCAACCACAGCCGACGCAGGAUAGUCAUCUGGCGGAAUUGCCUGAGGAACCAGAGCAAUGGCUAGUUUCUGCCGAACCGUGCACCGCGGAAAUGGAAGACUGGAGUAUGUCCCAAGAGGAACUAGCAACAGCCCUUGAAGAGGAUAGCCAUGAGUGGAUUUGGAAUUCUAGCUUUCUCACCACAACCGAGACACAAACAGAAGAUGUAUCAACAUUAUUAGAAGAGCAAGUAGUAUAUUCUGACGAUGAAGAGGUGGCUUGUACAAACUUUACGCGAGAUUUUUAUAGACUGGUUAACAUAAAGUCUGAAAGUACCCGGAGCCUCCAUUCACCAGCUCUGCCAGAUCUGACAACGGCUAGCAGUAGCGAUGAGAAUGAAAGAACUGCAAGUCCAUCCCCAAGCGAAGCUGGUCAAGCUCAGGUUCAUAGCUGUUCCUCUAGUGAAUCGAGCGACGUUAUAACCGAGAAAUACGAUCCUUCAUUUUCCACGUCAUCCCAUAAAAUACCUAUUGCUACAACAGAUUUGCUACAAGACGCUCUUAUUACAAGGAGUAAUCAGCAUCAACAACAAAGCAAAAAUAAUUUCAAAGAUGGUGCUCAAAAGCCUUCUUCGACGUGGAGGCGUAGCACUGGUUGGAGGAGAGUACCCAAAAACAACCAUGAAACACACAUCCCUGUCCCAAUACACUUAAAGGAUCGUCUGAAAUCUCCACCUCCAAUACCAGUUCGAAGACAUUGCGCAAGCUAGCCAUCUCUGUACUUUGUAGACUAAGGCUAAACCCAAUUUCUCGGGAAAAUAUAUUCAAAACAGGUCUGAUAUCGAUCAGGAAUUCGAAGUAAUUUGAUUAAAAUUACUUGUUUGUUACUGCAAUGACAUUAGUUAGAUAGUAGAUUUAAGCUUAAAAUGUGAUAGUACGUUUAGUAUUCGAAAUAGUAAUAGGUACAGAAAAAAUUCUAAGCGAUCACUGCCAACAUUGCAGAAACCUCAUAUCGUUUCUUUAAGAGAACAUCAAUCAAAUUGCGGGACAAUAAUAUAAAGAUAUGAAUGGCGAAAGCAGCAUUCAACGCAAACGAUGUUAACUGCGGUGUUACUUAGCAUUAUGUAUAUAACGUAACGCCUAGCAACAGUAGGUGUUACGAAAAACGAGGUUGUGAUCUCUGCUAAAUAUGCAUUUUGAACGAAAACUUUCUGCGUCGUUUUGACAGCAUGGCGAUGUUUUGUAGUAAUCAAAAACGAAAUAAAUUAAAUAAGGACAAUACAUUCGGCAAUCGAUUAUAUUGAAGAAAAAACGUCGAGAGUAUUGCGCUGCAAGAUGAUUCUGUUGGAAGUAGUUUAUCAAUCGUUAUUAAUUUGUUUUGAGAACCGAAGACAUUGAAGCUAGUAAGACUAGUAAGGUAUUGUUUUUUUGUGUUAAACAGAUUUAGAACUGAAUAUUUCGUUUCAUUUUGUUUUCUGAGUUAGAGCAAUAAAAGUCAUUAGUAUAGUGAAAAGUACAAAUGAUUCGUUAGUUUUGAAACUACUAGCAGCGCUUGCAAUUAAAUUAAAAUCUCAUAGUUUUGAAUUUUUUUUACAAUCUCACUAUUUAAUACUUUGCGUAAUAAUUUCGAUUGAAUACUAUUUGAACAAGUUGAUCAUUUAUGUAAUUUCGCUCUCGCUUACUAUUCGCGUUGAAACGAAUUGACGAUAAUUUGUACUCAAGAUAGAACGAAUGGAGAAUGAUUUUAGUUGUCAGAAAAUAUUUUCACAUACGCGAAUGCGAAAAACAUUUCAGUUUCAUCAUUUACCAACAAAUAGUGUCAGUUUCGUAAAAAAUAUACUAUCAAACUAUCAUACUCUUAAAACAGAUAAUAAAUAUCCGUGCAUUUGUAGAGAAACUUUCAGGUAUAGGAAAAGGUUUUCAAUCGAAUUUUGCCUAUAAUAGCAGUUAUAACGAGUUUGUAAAAUAAUCUUUGUUCAGAAUGUGCCAGUGCGCAUAUGUAUUCACUUCUCUUUUUGGAAAGACCAUAUUUAUGAUGAAUAACAUAACCAUUUAUUUGUUUAUACAAAUUAUAUACGAGUAGAAAUCAACAAUACAAAAAUAAAACAUAGAAAUCAA